Meloidogyne enterolobii is the source of this 813-nucleotide messenger RNA. Lineage: Eukaryota; Metazoa; Nematoda; Chromadorea; Rhabditida; Meloidogynidae. The record is from the annotation of a GenBank genome assembly.
AUGAUUAGUAAUUUUCAACAACAAAUCGAUUCUUCCAAUCCAAAUUUUACAAUUAAAUUUAUUUUGGAACAAUUAAUUAAAUCAAAACAAAAACCUUUAGGUUUAGAAGGAAUUAAUGAGAUUGAAAGUGUUAAUGUUAAUUUAAUGGGAAUUGGUGGAUUUAUUUCUAAAUUAUUUAGAAUUAAAAUUAAAUUAAAUAAAAAUGGAAAAAAAGAAGAAUUUAAUUGUAUUUUUAAAAUACCAACAAUGGAAAAAUUGGAUGGAGAAGUAAAAUAUGACAGUAAAGGACGUGAAGAUUUAAUUGAAUGGAUAGAUCAUGUCCAUAAAUCAGAAUGUCGAUUUUAUGAUGAAGUUUUGCCAUUAAUUCAAACUUCACCAAUUUCUUUAAAUUUUCGAAUACCACAAGUUUAUGCCUUUAAAUAUUCUGAACAAUCCAAGGAUUUUUUACUUAUGGAGGAUUUAUGUUUUAAUAAUCAAAAAUUAUUUCAAGUAGAAUUGGCUGAUGGACUUAAUAAUGAACAAGUUGAAUCGGCAAUUUCUUCAAUUGCACAUUUUCACGCCCUUAGUUUAAGCCUUCCAUCAAAAUUAAUUGAUUCUUUUAAAAAUCAUCCAAAUUUGGAUAUCGACGAGAAAAGUUUAAAAAUAAAAGAAAGAAUAUUUUCUACUCCAGACACAGCAGAAAUGUUUAAAGGAAAUGAAGAAAAACUUUUAAAUUUAUUUGAUAAUUUUGGUAAUUAUAGAAUAGAUCAACACAAAGAGUUUGGAUUAGAUCCAGUUAUUGUACAUGGAGAUACUUGGUUUGUUAAUAGUUAA